Messenger RNA from Drosophila subobscura, 3820 nucleotides. RefSeq names its product E3 ubiquitin-protein ligase MARCHF6. The transcript has 2 exons. Gene Ontology annotation, cellular component: endoplasmic reticulum membrane. Bases 370 to 3570 code for a protein of 1066 amino acids. Gene Ontology annotation, molecular function: zinc ion binding. The record is from RefSeq and is a predicted model, not a curated record. Lineage: Eukaryota; Metazoa; Arthropoda; Insecta; Diptera; Drosophilidae.
AUCUCUAAUUUUAGUAAUUUCUCUAAAUUCAAAAGUGUGCACACACCCUCGCUCGCUCAGUGGCUAAGUGGCAGCCACUUUUUUUUGUGAAAUAUUUUUGUUUGUCGUAAUAAUAUCAAGAGAACCAUUGCUUGUUUUCACCACUAAAUUCAGGUGUUAGUUUUGCGCGCCCACGACCAAGUGAACAUACCCAAAGCCACACCAAUUAGCUGCGCAACGUUUGCCAAGCAGCCAAAUCCAAAUCCAAUCGUCAUCGUCGUCGACGUCCUCCAAUUAGCGACCCUCGUUAAACUGCGCUGCGCAAAUGGCCGUUGGCACUUGUCGGAGGGCAUACUAGAGAGACACAAACUAGGAUAAAGAACUCCAUCCAUGGAUGAUUUGUCGCAGGGCGACAUAUGUCGCGUGUGCCGCUGCGAGGCGCAGCCGGAUCGGCCGCUCUUCUAUCCGUGCAUCUGCACGGGCAGCAUCAAGUACAUCCACCAGGACUGCCUGAUGCAAUGGAUGCGCUACUCGCACAAGGAGUACUGCGAGCUGUGCGGCCAUCGGUUCAGCUUUCAGCCCAUCUAUGCCCCGGAUAUGCCGCGCGUGCUGCCCGUCAAGGAUGUGCUGGUGGGGCUCAUGUCUGCCGUGCUGGAGGGCGCACGCUGCUGGCUGCACUACUCGCUGGUGGGCCUCGCCUGGUUCGGACUGGUGCCGCUGUCCGCGUAUCGCACCUAUCGCUAUCUCUUCCGGGCCAACUCCUUCGACAUGAUCCUCUCGCUGCCGUUUGACAUCUUCUCCAUGGACAAUCUGCCAUCGGAUGCGUUCCGCGGCUGCUUUGUCGUCACCUGUACGCUGCUCUCCUUCAUUGGUCUCGUCUGGCUGCGGGAGCAGAUUCUGCAUGGCGGCGGACCCGAUUGGCUCGAACGCGACGAUGCUCCAGCUGCCGCUCAACCCGCUGCGGCGGCGGCUGCUGCUCCAGCGCCUGCGGCCGCCUGGCCGGAGCGGAUUGUGGAUGACGACGGACGCGAUUGGGUCGAUGCUCCAGCUGCCGCUCCCCCAGCCGAUGCGGCAGCCGCUGCUGCUGCCGCCCAGGAUGACAACAACAAUGGCGAGGCGCCGCAGGAUGUGCCCAUGGACAAUGCAGCACCCGCACCAGCCGACAACGAAGGCGAUGCCCAGGGCGCAGCCGGAGAUCCAGCAAAUGCAGCAGCCGCAGCCGCUCCAGGGGAAGCCGAGGCCGACGAACAGAACUGGAACCCCCUGGAGUGGGACCGUGCAGCCGAGGAGCUCACCUGGGAGCGUCUCCUGGGUCUGGACGGUUCGCUGGUGUUCCUGGAGCACGUCUUCUGGAUCAUUUCGCUCAACACGAUGUUCAUCUUUACGUUCGCCUUCUGUCCGUAUUGCGUGGGCAACUUCAUACUCAGCUCCAUGGACCUGCUGCAGCCGGAGAAGCCUUUGCUGCACUUCCAUGGCCUGAUUACGACGCUCUUUGGCUACUGCUGCAUUGGCCUGACGCUCGUCGUGCUGCACUUUCUGGCUAGGAUCUUUCGCAUGCGUCGCGUCUGCUGGUUCAUCGGCCUCUGCUACAUCGUCGUGAAGGUCUCGCUGCUCUCGGUCGUGGAGAUUGGCGUGCUGCCGCUCGUCUGCGGCUGGUGGCUGGACAUUUGCUCGCUGCCGCUGCUCGAUGCCAGUCUAAAGGAUCGCAAGGCGAGCUUCAAGGCGGCACCAGGCACUUCGCUCUUCAUUCACUGGAUGUUUGGCAUGGUUUAUGUCUACUACUUUGCGGCGUUCAUUUCGCUGCUGCGUGAAGUGCUGCGUCCCGGCGUGCUCUGGAUCUUUCGCAACGUCAACGAUCCGGACUUUAGUCCCAUUCAGGAGAUGAUCCAUGUGCCCAUUGUGCGGCACAUACGGCGUCUCGUGGCAUCCGCCAUGAUCUUUGGCUUUGCUGUGCUGCUAAUGCUCUGGCUCCCCAUACGCAUUCUGCAGGUGGCCUGGCCGAAUUUCUUGCCCUAUGCCUUGAGCGGCGAUGCGGAGGUCAAUGAUUUGAGUCUGCAACUGCUGCUGCUGCAGAUUGUCUUGCCUGGAUUCUUUGAGCAAACCCAAACGCGCAUCUGGAUGAAGGGCGUGCUCCGCAUCUGGUGCACCGCUGUGUCCUGGCUUUUGGGCAUACGCAGCUACCUCUUGCCCGCGCCGGAGCCGGAGCCCGAGCCACCAGCCGCUGCCGAGGGCGAGGGCGUGGACGCUGCUGCCGCUGAGAAUGCCAAUCCGGAUGUGGCGCCACAGGCACCGCCACCACCACCGCCGCCACCUGUGGAUCCGUUUCCCAUACAUUUGCCACGAAAUCUGGCCGCCGCCCAUCAGGCCAUCAUGCAGCGGGAUGCGCCCGUGGGCUUCCAGCCGUACGAGAAGCCCACGCUCUUUGCCUUCCGCCUGUGCGCGCUGCUGGCGCUGAUGUGCCUGUCGAUUGUCGGCGCCGCCAUCCUAACGCUGACGGUGCCAGUCUACAUUGGUCGUCGUCUGAUGGUGCUCUGGACGGGCCAGCCAGGCGAGAAGGCAGCUGCAGCUGUUGCUGCUGUUGUCCGUGCCGCUACGGUAGAGGGCGGACCGCUGCCCGUGGUGGAUCCCGAGGCGAUCAGGAAGAACGAGCGACUGCUGCGCGCCCAUGAGCUGUACACGGCGGAGAUUGGCGGCUACUUGUGCUGGAUUGUGCUGCGCGGCGUGGCUGUGGUGGCCACCCUGCUGCCCCAAGGACGCACGGCGAUUGUGAACAAGCUGAAGCAAUGGGCCACCGUCACGCUGCAGUAUGCGCUGCCCGUGAUCACGCUGGUGGGCAUCUUUGUGCUCGUUCCCCUGCUCUUUGGACUGCUGCUGGAGCUGGUGGUGGUCAUACCGCUGCGUGUGCCCCUGCGCAAGACGCCCAUACACUUCCUGUGGCAGGACUGGGCGCUGGGCAUGCUCUACACCAAAAUAGCCAUUGCCCUGACCCUCAUGGGGCCCGAGUGGCAUCUGCGGCGUGCCCUGGAGCGCGCCUACACGGACGGACUGCGAGAUUUCGACCUGAAGUUCGUGAUGCGGGAUCUGGCCGUGCCGGUGGUGACCACCUUUGGCCUGGCCCUGGCCAUACCCUAUGUCAUGGCGCAGAUGGUGCUGCCCAUGUUCUUUGUGGAUCGCUACACGCGGCAGUACAUCUAUCGGCUGGUGUAUCCCGUCAGCUUUGUCGUUGUGGGCACCAUCUGUUUUGUGCUCUUCCAGAUCAAGCAGCUGAAGAAGCUUUAUCUGUCGAUCAAGGUGGACAAGUACUUGGUGGGGCAGCGUCUGGUCAACUACGAGAACCGCAAGAAGCAGCAACAGCAGCAGCAGGAGGAGGAGCAAAAGGCACGCGAGCUCAAGGAGCGACGCGAAAAGGAAAAGGAACUUGUGGCCAACAUUUUGGGUGUGGAUAUGGCAGGGGUGCCCGAGGAGUAUGCCGAUCUGUACGGUGACCGGGACGAGGAGCCCAAUCAGGCGGGCGUCUUAUAUCGCAUGCGGAGACGCGACCAACUGCCACGCCCCGCUGCGCUAGCAGAUGCCAACGAGGAGCUGCUCUAAUGUAGAAAAAGAGAAGAGAAAACCAACUGACAAGCAAAUCUUCAAGUGAAAUAUUCAAAAAACAAAUUCCUUUUCCUGCUUUGCGCUGCACACUCGUUUAUUUUGUUUUUUGGCUUAGUUAAACUUUCGUUAUGGUUAGUUUUUAUGUUUUAGCUGCAAUUGUUGAGAAGCCCCUCCACCCCCUUCGGACCGUGUGUGUCGCUUCUAGCACCUAAGUUGUAUCAUAAUUUAAGACAUGCAAAGAAGAAAA